Messenger RNA from Geosmithia morbida, 2715 nucleotides. Its product is annotated as Short-chain dehydrogenase. Bases 1 to 2715 code for a protein of 904 amino acids. Lineage: Eukaryota; Fungi; Ascomycota; Sordariomycetes; Hypocreales; Bionectriaceae. The record is from RefSeq and is a predicted model, not a curated record. Gene Ontology annotation, molecular function: oxidoreductase activity, acting on NAD(P)H, oxygen as acceptor. Gene Ontology annotation, cellular component: intracellular anatomical structure. The transcript has 11 exons.
AUGUCCAAGUUCUCGCUCACGGGCCGCGUCGCCAUUGUCACUGGAGGCUCUAGAGGCUGCGGCUAUGCCUUUGCCCAGGGUCUCGCUGAGGCCGGUGCUGACGUUGCGAUAUUCGACAUCCUCGAGACCGCCGAAGAGAGUGUGCAGGACCUGAUAAGAGACAACGGUAUCCGUGCCAAGGCAUACGUCGUGGACGUGACGUCUCUCGAGAGCCUCAAGGAGGGCUUUGCCGCCGUGCACAAGGACUUUGACGGAAAGCUCGAUAUCCUGGUGGCAUGUGCGGGCGUCAACAAGAACGUGCACUUCCUCGACACUGAGGAGGAGGACUUCGACAGGCUCUUCUCCGUCAACUGCAAGGGCGUCUACUUCUCCGCUAAGUUGGCCGCCAAGGCCAUGAUCGCCAACGGCACCAAGUGCGGCAGCAUAGUUCUCGUCGCCAGCAUCGCCUCUUACAUGGCCAUCCGCUCGCAGCGCUCCUCCGCAUACUGCGGCACCAAGGGGUCUGUGCGUGCCAUGGUUGCGCCCAUCGCCGCGGAGCUCAACGAAUACGGUAUCCGUGUGAACUCGGUCAGUCCCGGCUACGUGCGGACGGCCAUGACGGAGCCGUUCCCUGACCUACUGGACAGCUGGAAGGAUGAGAUAAUGAACCAUCGCGUGGCACAGCCCGACGAUAUCAAGGGCGCCUGCGUCUUCUUGGCGAGCGAUGCCAGCAAGUACUGCACUGGCUCGGAUAUUCUUGUCGAUGGUGGAGUGACAAAGUGCGGGAGCUCCUGUGUAAGCCGCGACUUGGUCCUCGAGGCGGAGGAUUAUGGCAUCGUUGACUCUUUCCUUCACUUCUUCGUCGUUAGUGAACCCUCCAGACUCAUCAAAUCGACUACAAUGGCCAUCGACUGGACCCCUUACAAAGACAUGCCCGGCCUUGCUGGAAAGGUGGCAGUAGUGACUGGUUCUACAUCAGGAAUAGGCUUCCAGACAGUGAAGCAUCUGGCUGCAAAGGGUGCCAAGGUAUAUCUGACUGCCAGAACGGAAGCCAAGGCAAGAAUGGCACAGGAGGAGCAAAUAAAGCUGAACCCGGGGCUGUCUGCGAGCCAAUUGCCCUGGGUGGUGGCCGACUUUGAUUUCCCCGAGGCCGCUGCUGCUGCCGCCGCAGACAUCCGAUCUAGAGAAGGCAAGGUCGAUCUUCUGACCUUUCGCAACUCACAGGCACUCGGUCUAACAACUUCGAGAGAGAGAGAGAAAAGGCAUAUUGGACAUUUCGCUUUCACAAAUGGGAUCCUCCCUCUCAUGAGAAAGGCGGCUCUGUCUCCGGACGCCGAUGUCCGCAUCAUCGUUGUAUCCUCCAGCGCCCAAUACGCCGUGCUCCCAGCUAGCUACCCCUUCGACUUCACCAAACCGGACCUGCUCUACGGAAAACUUCCGUACGUGCCCCUAUCUUACAAGCUGUUGCGCGCAGCCGUCAUCAACGUCGACAUGUUCCGCUACGGAAUCUCCAAACUCGCCAACGCCCUGUUCGCCAAGCAGCUGCAAGCGCUGUUGGACAAGCAAGGGGUGCCCAUUGCGGUCUUGGCGAUUCACCCGGGAUCCGUGAGGUCCGAUGACGUUCACACAGUCUUCAAGCCGUACGUGUGGCCCAUCUUAUCACGUAUGUUCGUGCCUACGGAUAAGGGAUCUUUCAACACCCUGUUCGCAGCGACGGCCAAGGAGAUCCGUCGAGAGCCAAAGAGGUACCUUGGCAAGUACAUGGAGCCCAUCGGAGCUGUACGUCCUGGUCACCCGCUGUUACAGAGUGAGAAGCAAGCACAGGGCCUUUGGGAUACGACGCAGAGCGAAGUGGAGAGAUACUUGGCAGCAAAGGGUUCUCCACCCUUGUUAGAGUGUAUAGGCACUGCACUAUCUGCAAUGGCUUCAUACCUCAUUACUGGCGUGUCUCGGGGCAUUGGGUUUGAAUUCCUGAGACAAUUGUCUAGCAACCCAAAGAACACGGUCAUAGGCCUUGUGCGCAACAAAGUGGCCACUGAGGAUAAAAUCAGAAAGGAGCUGGGUGAGAGACAGAAUGUCCACAUUUUCACCGCAUACAUGGAGGACUACGACUCUAUCAAGCGGAACGUUGCCAAUGUCUCCCAGAUCACAGGAGGGAAGCUUGACGUCAUCAUCGCCAAUGCGGCUUUUAUAUCCAUUCUCUCCGGAUUUGAUGCGCUGAGUACUCUGGGUGACUCUCCAGACAAGCUAACGACUGACCUGGUCGAGUCAUUCAAGGUCAACACCGUCGGCAACAUCCACCUCUUCAACCUGUUCAUGCCGCUCAUCCUCAAGGGCAACACCAAGAAGGUCAUAUACAUCUCGAGUAGCAUGGGUCACCCCGACUUCGUGACCAAAUUCACCCUCACCAACGCCGCGCCUUACUCCAUCAGCAAAGCUGCCAUGAACCUUGCUGUGGCCAAGUUCAGCGCCGAGUACAGCAAGCAGAAUGUCUUGUUCAUGAGCAUCUGUCCCGGAGUCGUCGACACGGGCACGCUGGACAGUCUUACCGAGGAGCAGCAGGCUCGUAUGGGGGAGAUGGCCAAAAAGUUUGCCGAGUUAGAGCCUCACUUCAAAGGACCCGCCACCCCCGAAUCCGCGGUGCAGCAUGUCCUCGCCGUGAUUGACAGGUCCAGUGUGGCCAACGGCAAUGGAGGAACCUUUGUUUCUCGCUUUGGAAACCAGGAGUGGCUUUGA